CAGCGCUCCCCUCAUAACCGAGCUGAAAAGCGAAGUGAACGGAGAGUGCACUCCUAUUGUUACCACUGCAGUUUAGUGCAUACGUGAGACGCUCAUAAACUAUCAUGGCUCCUGCUAUUGGAAUCGACUUGGGAACCACCUAUUCGUGCGUUGGUGUCUGGCAGAACGGCAAGGUCGAGAUCAUCGCCAAUGACCAGGGCAACCGCACGACCCCCAGCUAUGUGGCUUUUACGGACACGGAGAGACUUGUGGGCGACGCCGCCAAAAAUCAGGUGGCCAUGAACCCGAAGAAUUCCGUGUUUGACGCCAAACGUUUGAUCGGCCGUCGCUUCGACGACCCCAAGAUCCAGGAAGACAUGAAACAUUGGUCCUUCACCGUGGUCAACGACUGCGGCAAGCCGAAGAUCGACGUCGAGUUCAAGGGCGAGCACAAGCGUUUUUCGCCGGAGGAGAUCAGUUCGAUGGUGCUCGUCAAGAUGAGGGAAACUGCCGAGGCCUACCUGGGCAGCAAGGUGCGCGACGCCGUCAUCACGGUGCCGGCCUAUUUCAACGACAGCCAGCGCCAGGCCACCAAGGACGCCGGGGUCAUUGCCGGCCUCAACGUCCUGCGCAUCAUCAACGAGCCAACUGCGGCCGCCCUAGCCUAUGGCCUUGACAAAAACCUCAAGGGUGAGAAGAACGUGCUCAUUUUCGAUUUGGGCGGCGGCACCUUUGACGUCAGCAUCCUGACCAUCGAUGAAGGGUCCUUGUUCGAGGUCAAGUCAACCGCCGGCGACACCCACCUGGGCGGUGAGGACUUCGACAACCGGAUGGUCAAGCACUUUGCGGACGAGUUCAAACGCAAAUACAAAAAGGACCUGACUUCCAACCCUAGGGCCCUCCGCCGCCUCCGUACGGCCUGCGAGCGCGCCAAGAGAACCCUGAGCAGCAGCACCGAGGCCAAGGUCGAGAUUGACGCCCUGUUCGAGGGUAUUGACUUCUACACCAAGAUCUCAAGGGCGCGUUUCGAAGAGCUCUGCAUGGACCUGUUCCGAGGCACCCUGCAACCCGUCGAGCAAGCCCUGAAGGACGCCAAAAUGGACAAGUCGCAGAUUCAUGACGUGGUUCUCGUUGGUGGCUCGACCCGCAUUCCGAAGGUCCAGAAGCUCCUGCAGGACUUCUUCAAUGGCAAGAACCUCAACCUGUCCAUCAACCCUGACGAGGCCGUCGCCUACGGAGCUGCCGUACAGGCCGCCAUCCUCAGCGGCGACACCAGCAGCGCCAUCCAGGACGUCCUGCUCGUCGACGUGGCCCCCCUGUCUCUGGGUAUCGAGACUGCCGGAGGAGUAAUGAGCAAGAUCGUGGAGCGCAAUGCCCGAAUCCCCUGCAAGCAGCAGCAGACCUUCACCACCUACGCCGACAACCAGCCGGCCGUCACCAUCCAGGUGUACGAGGGUGAGCGUGCUAUGACCAAGGACAACAACCUCUUGGGCACCUUUAACCUCACCGGCAUUCCUCCUGCCCCGAGGGGCAUCCCGAAGAUUGAGGUCACCUUUGACCUGGACGCCAACGGCAUUCUGAACGUCUCGGCCAAGGACGAGAGCUCCGGACGCAGCCAGCAGAUCACCAUUCGAAAUGACAAGGGCCGCCUGUCCAAGGAAGAAAUUGACCGGAUGCUCAAUGAUGCGGAGAAGUACAAAGAUGAGGACGAGCGACAGCGCCAAAGGGUGGCUUCCCGCAACCAGUUUGAAGGCUACAUCUUCCAGGUGCGUCAGGCCGUGGACGACGCCGGUGACCGUUUGAGUCAGACUGACAAGGACGAGACCAAGGCCAAGUGUGAAGAGGCUCUCAAGUGGCUGGACGACAACCAGCUGGCCGAGAAGGACGAAUACGAACAUCGACUGAAGGACUUGCAGAAGGCCUGCGCUCCCAUCAUGACCAAGAUCCAUCAGGGUCCUGCUGGUGGUGCCGCUGGUGCUGGACAGCCUACCGGUGGUGCUGCCCAUGGUGGAGCUGGAGGUCCUACUGUGGAGGAGGUUGAUUAAACUUCAAGCGCUGUUCCUACGAGGCAAGACUGAGGCAGCGGAUUUUACUAAGAAUUAAAAUCUAAAUGUGGAUCUGUCUCCAAAAUAAUACUAUACGGGUUAAAUAUCUCAUAAAGCAUGUAACAAUAUUUGUAAUUGCAUCAAUUCCACAACCCACUAGCAAUAAAAUCUAUGUAUCAGAGAUUGAUCAUUAAUAAUAAAAAUGAAUGUCUC
Neocloeon triangulifer is the source of this 2237-nucleotide messenger RNA. Its product is annotated as heat shock protein 68-like. Gene Ontology annotation, molecular function: ATP binding; ATP-dependent protein folding chaperone; ATP hydrolysis activity. Bases 105 to 2024 code for a protein of 639 amino acids. The record is from RefSeq and is a predicted model, not a curated record. Lineage: Eukaryota; Metazoa; Arthropoda; Insecta; Ephemeroptera; Baetidae. Gene Ontology annotation, cellular component: cytoplasm. The transcript is spliced from 2 exons. Gene Ontology annotation, biological process: cellular response to unfolded protein; protein refolding.